AUGCCCGAGAACCUCUUCCUAGGCGUCGGAAGCGACGAAGCAAUCGACGCCCUCCUGCGCUCCUUCUGCGUCCCGGGACGGGAUAAGAUCCUCGUCUGCCCGCCUACAUACGGGAUGUACACCGUCUCCGCACACACCAACGACGUCUCCCUCGUCUCCAUCCCGCUCCUCCCCGCGCCAACAUUCGGCCCCGACGUCCCCGCCCUCUCCGCCGCGCUCGCCGCAGACCCGACAAUCAAGAUCCUCUACCUCUGCUCCCCCGGCAACCCCACCGGAUCCCUCAUCCCCCCGGCGGAUAUCAUCGGGUUACUCAACCACAAGACAUACAACGGUAUCAUAGUAGUAGACGAAGCCUACAUCGAUUUCGCACCCCCAUCCUCCUCCGCCGCGCCGCUGGUCACUGCUUAUCCGAACCUCGUGGUCCUGCAAACCCUCUCCAAAGCCUUCGGACUCGCGGGCGUAAGACUCGGAGCCGCGUUUGCGGCCAAGGAGGUAGCGGGGUUAAUGAACGCCCUGAAAGCACCAUAUAACAUCAGCACGCCCACCAGCAUCCUCGCCUCCGCCGCCUUGUCGAAGGAGGGGAUCGCCGAAAUGGAAUCCUCGCGCGCGCAAAUCGUUAAGCAGCGCGAACGGCUCGUUGCUGCUCUCCCAUCGAUCAAGGGGGUUGGAAGGCUGAGAGGAGGGGAGGCGGCGAAUUUCCUGCUGUUUGAGAUAUUGAAUCAGAAGGGGGAGCCGGAUAAUAAGGUCGCGAAGGGCGUUUAUGAGAAGCUUGCGGUGGGGAGGGGAGUUGUGGUGAGGUUUAGAGGAACGGAAUUUGGGUGUCUUGGGUGUCUAAGAGUGACGGUUGGGACGGAGGAGGAGGUGAGUAGGUUUUUGAGUGAGAUUGGGAAGGUGGUUGAGGAGGUGUGGGGGGAGGUUGGUGCGUGA
Molecule: messenger RNA, 927 nt
Organism: Pseudogymnoascus destructans
Lineage: Eukaryota; Fungi; Ascomycota; Leotiomycetes; Thelebolales; Thelebolaceae
Product: histidinol-phosphate transaminase
Exons: 2
Coding region: 1-927 (308 amino acids)
Biological process (GO): biosynthetic process
Molecular function (GO): pyridoxal phosphate binding; transferase activity
Source: RefSeq, a predicted model, not a curated record